Messenger RNA from Clupea harengus (Atlantic herring), 4042 nucleotides. RefSeq lists its product as uncharacterized. Gene Ontology annotation, biological process: protein ubiquitination; Notch signaling pathway. NCBI's taxonomy places the organism in Eukaryota, Metazoa, Chordata, Actinopteri, Clupeiformes, Clupeidae. Gene Ontology annotation, molecular function: RNA binding. The record is from RefSeq and is a predicted model, not a curated record.
UUAACCCGUCCUCAAAAAGGUUCGAAAACGCCACCUAGCUGUAAACCAUGGAAAUACAAUGUUCCAAUCUUUAUUGAAGUUUCACUUUCCUGGUUUGCGAAGAUGUCGGCGUGAGUGCGAAGUACGAAUGCUGUCUUUCUCUCUGCGUCUCAGAACCAGAGUACAUCCACCAGAUGGCAGACUCAGACCCGUCACUACAUGUUGUGGGCCUGCCCACUGAUGUUGAGCAUGACCGCCUCAUCGACAAACUCCUGAUACAUUUCCUCCGCCCUAGCAAUGGGGGAGGUGAGGUUGUGUCCGUCACUGUCAGCAAAGGCAGGCCGCGAUCUGCCCUCGUCACCUUUGAAGAAAGAAAAGUGGCACAGAACGUGCUCAGCCACCACCCCCACAUUCUGGAGUUUGAUGGCCAGAGACAUGAACUGUCUGUCAGUUUAGCCAACCCGCAACCCAUCAACCCAGAUAAGGUUAUCCUGGCAAUGUCAGUCACUGUAGAUUGCCAUCAGCUACCACUGGGUAAGAAAGCAGUGACCAGCCUGCAGCGUCGAUUCCCGGAUUUGCACAUCAGCUUCCCCUCCCCAGAGGAGCACUGUUACACAUUAAGUGGACUGUACUCUCAGAUGCAGCCUGCUGUGGCCCAUCUCCUUCAGUUACAUGAGAGCAGUAGGGAUGGGAAUCUAAGGCCAAAGGAGGAGAAUGGAUUCGUGUCUGCAGCAUCACAGUCGGAGCAGAUGUGGCCUGAGGAAAAUGGACCUACCAGUUUACUCCCCCUGGGAACUCUGGGUUUAUCUUCAGGACAGGAAGUGGAAAACUUGGGUGCAGAAGGAGGUGCCUUGGGUUUGACCUCGUCUGGAAAUCACCUGUUGAGUAUGGAGGAAGACUUGAAAAGUGAUGCUGAGGUGGAGGAUCUCUCUCUGAUUAUGGACUCUGAUUUAUUCCAGUACCUGCAAAGGUGUGAGGAGUAUCAGUUAAUCUUAAGGGAUCACAAUGUGGAGGUGGUGGAUGCAACCGUCGAAGGGCUCACCACUCUUUUCCUUCAGGCCAGGUCAAAGGUCACAGCAGGGUCAGAGAGGGCAGAGUCUGAGGUCACAAGACGCACACUGAAGCAUCUGGCGCGAGCGCAGAAAGAGUUAAGGCAGCUCCAACAGCAGCAGGAGGCUUCCUUGCGCAGGGCUCAGUUGGGUAAGAGCACCCUCUAUCCACGAGGAGGACUACGUGCAGCCCUAGAGAACAUCCAGGCCUUACUGCCCAAACUCCUGUUAAGCCAAGACCAUGAAAAUGUGUACAUUGUUGGAGAGAGCAAGGAUGUGUCCCAGGCCAAACAGCUUCUUCUGUUGGGGUAUCGCCAUGGACAGGAGGACGUUGCCACUUCUGCUCAGUCACCCUCACAUACUCCAUUACACACUCCUUCACCAGCCUCCAGCCCCUCUGACGCAGGGGAAAGGGUGGACCCCAAACCUGCAGUGGAGGAUUCAAGGCUAGGCAAAAUGCUUCGUACCUCUGGUGGGGAUCGCAAGAUGGAGUACAAGCUGGCAGCUCGGUUUAAGAGCUCUGGAGUAAGUGGGCUGGGGUCUAAGCCUGGAGACUUGAGUGACCUGAAGGACCAAAGAGACUUGGAUGUGCAAAGGCUAUUUGCUAAAAAUGGAACAAUAUCAGCCUCAGGCAACUCAUCAGUUAGAGGGGCUGGGAUAGAUUUUGGAGCACCCCUUAUUUCGCCACCUGAACGCACUGGAGAGGAUAUUCUGUUCAGAAGCACAGAUCCACAGCCCCCUGCAGCCAUGUCCUCAUCUACGUCCAUGUCCAGCACUCUAUUUUCUGCCCUACCACUCCAAGCCCCUUUAGAUGUGAAGACUCGAACCCCAUGUGGUCCUCCGUCUGGGUCCGGAAGCAGUCUAAAGAGGGCAAGCAGUUUCUCUGGCAGGAUCCGACCAAAACAGGAGGAGGAGAAGCGGGAGCCUGGCCCAGCGACUGGCUCUGCUCCUUGCAGUAGACCCAGGUCCAACAGUAUCACUAGUGGAGUUCACUCCGCCGAGGUCAUAGUGUCACAGCUGAUGUGGGCCCACAUGAAGGAGGCAUACCGCACACGCCUGGAUGAUAUGAUGUCUGACUUACAAAUGUCAGAGAGACCAUCAGGAACAGACAGUGGUAUCAAGGUGGUUCUGAAGGGAGCAGAGUCGAGUGUUGUGAUCGCCUGCCAGCGUGAGCUUCAGAAAUUUGUUUCCAUGGUGACAUCAGACUUUACCGUUAUAGCGUUGCCUCUGUCCGAUCUGGGUGUUGUUGAGGGGGAUGAGGUGUUUGAUGCUUGCUGCAUGGAUGUACAGGCCCGAUACAGGAAGGUUAGCCAGCGAAUGGUAGGAGGGAGUCUCUACCUUAUUGGCCCUAAACUGCUGUGUUCACAGGUGGAUGCGAUACUGCGAGAGGUGUUUUCUGGAGGGGCAGGGCAAAAGGACUCUUUUGACUCCCAACCUGUCCCGAAACAACCUCAAGUCUCUUCAAAAGGUGGCUUGGAUCUUGACCACACCCAGGGAAACUAUGUGUCCAGCAGCAGCGACACAGAAAGAAAUACAAAUCGUAAGAAAGAGCUCCAGAAAGGAGAGAAACUCCCUACCCAACCUGCAGAAAGCACCCGCAGAAGGAAAAGCAACCCAUUAGAGCACACAACUGGAGGGCUUAGCCAGCCAGUUGCAAAGAAAGAACCUGUCUUCAAGGAGCAGGCUGAAAGGGGUGGUACCACCUCAGGCAGGAAAAGCAAGACAUACACAUCUCCUAGCCCAUCAGCUGAUACAAAGCAAGGAGCAGUGGCACGGUGGCCUGAUGAGAGGCCAUCCUCGUUACCUGUCACAUUGUCCAAAAGACAGGAGGUUGUGAAACAGACCAACCUUCUUCCCAGUCCCCCUCUGAUUGCAUGCAUUUGUGGGGAGAGUUGUUCACAGUUGGCACACACGGCAUGUGGGUUGAAUGUGUGUCCUCGGUGCUUGUCUCUCCAUGGCCUCUGCAAGUUAUGUUUUAAUAAAGGGACAGAGCGGGGAUCUCCUGAUCAAAAUCAAGACCAGAACAAAGACCAGCCCCAAGCUUUGGUUGGCCGAGUACAAGCACAGUGUAUACCAGGUAUCCAUGGUACCAUGAGCUGUGCGGAGCUUCCUUUCAGCCUGUCCGGCAAUGCCAAAGACACCACCGCCAAGAUCACCUACUACAUUCCUGAUGGUAUUCAAGAUGAGGGGCAUCCCUCUCCAGGAUCACCAUUCGAGGGGGGUGUUUUUGAGGCCUAUAUGCCCCUCAGUGCAAAAGGUAGAGGCUUUCUGCCACGUCUUGAGAGGGCUUUUCGGCUGGGUCUCACCUUCACCAUCUCCAUGGGCAACACCACUGGUGACAGGUUGGCCAAGGUUGUGUGGCACAAAAUUCCCCACAAGACAAAAAUGGAAGGUGGUAAGAGUGGAAAUGGCUAUCCAGACUCCAGUUACCUGAGUCGUCUGUCAGAAGCUCUGAAGGCUCAUGGAAUUGAGGAUGUGCCAGGACAGCAGUGAAUCAGGACAAAACCAAACCAUGACCAAGCAGAAUUGCACUGGAAUUCUUUCUAAAAUAGAGGAAACGCUUGAGUGUGGAAAGAUUUUUUUUUAAAUCCUUUUAGUUGUAUCUUCUGUAUUAGCCACUUCAGUAGAUUGCUUUAAUUCUGUACCAGAAAUUGUAUAAUUGAAAAUAGAAAAUAUUUUUUAUGUAUUUUUAAUGUUCAAGUGUUUUAUACCAAUUUGUACAGUAAAAACAAUCAUCCUUCAUAUAAUGUCAUGAUAUUGUGUUCAGUUAAGACGAUCUGUUUUCUUAAAAUGAUGAGCUUUGUAUGACUAAUGAAUCAACAAUGCAUCUUGAGGAGAAACUUCUGUGUCCGUCCACCUUGCCUGAUACAGACUACAAAAUCUCUGGAUGAUUGUCUCUGAAUUGUUAUUCAUUACUCACUGAAAUGCCCCCAAAAAGCCAAUUAGGAGAAGUAGCUGGGCUCAACUUGGCUAGGGACCAUCCUAUCCAUCCAUUUAAUAAAUGAGAGAAUGGA